AUGUUCCAAAAAGCGGAGAAGCAAUCGGAAAUAACAGAAAAAUUAACUUCGAGUAAUAAAGACGCGGAAAAAAGACGAGAGGAACAAGUUCGUCGUGAAAAUCAAUCGAAAUUUGCUAAUGAAAAUGAAAAUAGAAGAUCACAAGGCACGGACCAAGGGCAAUCCAGCCGCAAUAAAACUAGAGAUGAGAAAUCGAAUACAAACAAAGUUGACACGGAACUCAGUGGCGGUGGGUACGGCUUUAGUGCUGGCGCUAAAGUCGGAGUAGAAAAUAGCAACAGGCACAAUGCCGAAAAAGAAAAUGAGAAGAGUGAAAACGCCAAUAAGAAAAAUGUAGAAGAAUAUGACAGAAAGUUAGAGAAUAAAGAAAGAAUCCAACACAAUUUCGACUCAGAAAGUUGGGCUGACGUGGACAGAAUCAGUUCAACAAUUUCAGAGAAAUUGUCAAACGAUUCCGAUAGUUCCCGGCGUGAAGAAAUUUUGAAGGAAGAGGUUGAAAAAUUAUUACAAGAAAGUAGAGACAACGUCGAAUGGGACGGAGAGAAAUUCGUGCCGAAACCGAUGCAACUGAGCAGAAUCAAUUUGGGAAAAUUUCGCGACUCUCAAUCGUUUCAGGAUCGCAACGUCCGUGUCCGUUACACGACCGCCGAACUGUCGGCACCGAUAAAAUUUUUAGAACACACAGAAUUGACCGUCACUGACGAAUGGAACAAUUUAAGGGACGAACUCAAAGCCACCACUGAGUUGUUAAGAGCAACUGUGAAAAAUUUGUAUAUAACGAAUACCGGACUGAGUAAUGCGAAGAACGAUUUAACUAAUACAAAUUAUAAAUUAGAAGGGACUAAAGAGGAGUUGGAGAAAACGAAGGCCAACGUCAAUAAUUUAUCUGCCCAAUUAAAUGAGACUAAAAAGGAGUUGGUGAAAACAAAUACCGAAUUGAGUAAUACGAAGAGUGAUUUAACUAAAACGCGAAUUGAUUUAACUGAUACAAAUUAUAAAUUAGAAGAGACUCAAAAGGAGUUGGUGAAAACGAGGGAUGAUUUAACAGAUUUAACCAAAAACCUCGAUGGUUUAUAUUCAAAAUCAAAGGCGACCGAAAAAGAAUUGGCAGAAACGAAAAUAACGACCGGAAAUUUAUCAACUGAACUCAAAAUGAAUUCAAACCAAUUACGUCAAGAUCUAAAAGUCACUGAAGAAAAACUUCAAAGAGAUCUGAGAGCAACCUCAAAUGAUUUGGAAACUGCAAAAACAAAUUUGGCCUCAACGAGAACGGAAUUGAGCAGCACCAAGUCCGCCGUUGCAGAUUUGACAACCAAAUUAAAUGCCCGAACGAGUGAAAUAGUCGACAUUGGUAAAAUGCCAACCUCAUGUGCGGAUCUGCAAGGAAUGGGACAAAAAGCCAACGGAUUCUUUUCCGUCAAAGGAUUAAAGAAGAUGGAAAUGAUUUACUGCAACUUUUUUGCCAAUCAAAAUGACAAACAGAAAUGGAUCGGAUACGUCGACGUCAAAUCGGCGCCCGUCCAUUUCUACGUUCAGAGAAAUUCAGAUUUUAACACAAUUGAAACUCCGAUUCCGUUCGAUUUGGCGCGAGUGAACGAGGGAAAUGCCAUGAAUUUGACGUCAGGGGUAUUCACGGCACCGCGACCGGGAAUUUAUUUUUUCUCUUUAAUGCGCAAUAAUGCGCAAUACUUUUGGGCCGGAAAUAACACGGACGGAGUUCACACUUGCCAGUGCGGAAUUGAUUCAAAUUGCGUCGAUCCUGCGGUGAAAUGCAAUUGCGAUGCUCUUGUGCCACUUCAAUUAGUCGAUGACGGUGUCAUUACCGACAAAAAUGUUCUGCCCAUCACUCGUUUGAAUUUCGGACGAACUCAACUGGAAACUUCAUCCGGCGUCCACACGCUUGGCCGACUCGUGUGCACCGGAUUAGUGACUUUCACUGGACUGCCAAAGUCGUGCAAAGAUUUGUGGUUGAUUGGCCACACCCUGAACGGAUUUUAUUCCGUCAUGGGAUCAGCGAAAAUGGAAUCCGUCUACUGCGAUUUCACUAAACUCCCUGACGAUGCGGGUUUUCAGAAAUGGAUCGGAUACGCCGACGUCAAAUCAGCGCCCGUAAAUUUCUACGUCCAGAGAGAAUCUGAUUUUGGCACAACUGCAACUCCGAUUCCGUUCGACUUGGCGUUGGUGAACGAGGGAAAUGCCAUGGAUUUGACGUCAGGGAUAUUCACGGCCCCGCGACCGGGAAUUUAUUUUUUCUCUUUCACGGGAUUGGUGCGUCUUUCGGAUUCAUCUCAUGCUUCGUUUUAUUCUUCUCUUUUUUUGAACGGGAAUUCAAUGGGGACGAGUACUGUUGAAGAGAAUAACGGCCCCGUUGAUCAAUUUAGUCCGUUGACCCUCCAGUCGACGCUCAACUUGAAAAAAGGCGAUCAACUCUGGGUGGAGAUUAAUUAUUCUGGUUCAUCCUCGUAUUUGUAUGACGAUGGUUGGCACAACACCCAUUUCACGGGUUUCAUGUUGGAGGAGCAAAUUGGGGAGUCCCUUUGAGAUUUGGGGUUUAACAUCUAAAAUGAACGUCGACACCAACAUUUGGGGAAGGGAAUUUUAAGGGGAAGGGAAGAAAAUUCAAUCGAUUUCAAUUCAUUAAGGGGUGAGUUUCUUUACGAAAAUUUGACUGUGGACGCAAAUACACUUACUGAAUACACAAA
Molecule: messenger RNA, 2702 nt
Organism: Daphnia pulex (common water flea)
Lineage: Eukaryota; Metazoa; Arthropoda; Branchiopoda; Diplostraca; Daphniidae
Exons: 12
Coding region: 1-2541 (846 amino acids)
Molecular function (GO): protein binding
Source: RefSeq, a predicted model, not a curated record